Messenger RNA from Aspergillus nidulans FGSC A4, 1915 nucleotides. Its product is annotated as chaperonin-containing T-complex subunit CCT7. Gene Ontology annotation, biological process: protein folding. The coding region runs from base 97 to 1788 and encodes 563 amino acids. NCBI's taxonomy places the organism in Eukaryota, Fungi, Ascomycota, Eurotiomycetes, Eurotiales, Aspergillaceae. The record is from RefSeq and is a predicted model, not a curated record. Gene Ontology annotation, cellular component: chaperonin-containing T-complex; cytoplasm. The transcript is spliced from 6 exons. Gene Ontology annotation, molecular function: ATP binding; ATP-dependent protein folding chaperone; ATP hydrolysis activity.
GCUCUAUCACCCGUCUCCUGCUGGCCCCUAUUAUUCUGGUCUUGCACAACUGUUUCUUUCUUAUUAUCUGUUCUUCUCCGCAGCAAAUAUACCAUUAUGGCCUUCGCUGGCCAAACUCCCACCAUCGUUGUCCUCAGAGAGGGCACCGAUGCUUCGCAAGGAAAGGGCCAGAUCCUCUCUAAUAUCAAUGCCUGCGUGGCCGUUCAGUCCACAGUGAAGAGCACUCUCGGACCAUAUGGAGGUGACUUGUUACUUGUUGAUAGCAACGGCAAGCAGACAAUCACAAACGAUGGCGCUACAGUCAUGAAGCUGCUAGAUAUCGUGCACCCGGCCGCCAGAAUUCUUACCGAUAUUGCUCGCUCUCAAGAUGCCGAAGUUGGAGAUGGAACAACAUCAGUCGUGGUCCUCGCGGGUGAGAUUCUUAAGGAGGUUCGGGAGUUGGUUGAACAGGGUGUGAGCGCGCAAACUAUUGUCAAGGGUCUACGAACCUCGAGUGCGAUGGCCGUCAAUAAAGUAAAGGAAAUUGCCGUGGACAUGAUUGACGCUGCUGGAAGCGAGGAGAAGAAGAUUGAGACUCUGCGGCGGCUGGCUGCAACCGCCAUGAACAGCAAACUGAUCAAGCGGAACUCGGACUUUUUCACGAAAAUGGUUGUGGAUGCGGUUCUCUCGCUCGACCAAGACGAUCUGAAUGAGAAGUUGAUUGGGGUUAAAAAGGUCACUGGCGGUGGUCUGCAGGACUCUCUCUUCGUCAAUGGAGUGGCAUUCAAAAAGACAUUCUCCUACGCCGGUUUCGAACAACAGCCCAAGUCCUUUAAGAACCCGAAGAUCGUGUGUUUGAAUGUGGAGUUGGAACUGAAGAGUGAAAAGGACAACGCCGAGGUUCGAGUAGAGCAAGUGUCCGAGUACCAGGCCAUCGUCGAUGCGGAGUGGCAGAUCAUCUACAACAAGCUCGAGGCUAUCUACAAAUCAGGGGCCAAGGUCGUUCUCAGCAAACUGCCUAUUGGUGACUUGGCUACACAAUACUUUGCGGACCGCGACGUCUUCUGUGCUGGUCGUGUUGCGUCAGAUGAUAUGGACCGUGUGUGCCAGGCGACUGGUGCUGCCGUUCAGUCCACAUGCAGCGAUAUCCAGGACCGCCACCUGGGUACCUGCGGCUCGUUUGAGGAGCGCCAGAUUGGUGGGGAGCGGUACAACCUGUUUUCCGAGUGCCCCAAGGCGAAGACGUGCACCCUUGUGCUGCGCGGUGGAGCAGAGCAGUUCAUUGCUGAAGUUGAACGAAGUCUGCACGACGCCAUCAUGAUUGUUAAGCGUGCACUGCGCAACACAACCAUCGUUGCGGGUGGUGGUGCCACAGAACUGGAGCUGUCUGGCUACCUCCAUCGGUAUGCCGACCGAAACGUGCCCUACAAGCAGCAGGCCGUUGUGAAGGCGUUUGCCAAGGCUCUGGAGGUUAUUCCCCGACAGCUGUGCGACAAUGCAGGCUUUGACGCUACGGACAUCCUGAACCGUCUCCGGGUGGAACAUCACAAGGGCAACACGUGGGCUGGUGUGGACUUUGACCACGAAGGCGUCCGGGACAACAUGGCCGCUUUUGUCUGGGAACCUAGCCUGGUCAAGGUCAACGCCAUCCAAGCGGCCGUCGAGGCCGCUUGUCUGAUUCUGAGCGUUGACGAGACUAUCAAGAACCAAGAAUCUGCUGCGCCUCAGGCACCUUCGCGCGGCCUGCCCCCAGGUGCUGCACAGCGGGCUCUGGGUGGAGGCCGUGGCCGUGGUAUGCCCAGACGGUAGAUUUAACGACAGUGUCUCAUGGCGGAGUAACUGGACAAAAGUCCGAAAAAGAGAUGGAAACCUCCGGUCACUGUUAGAAUUAGCAUAUCACUGCAUAUCACCAAUCUCACGGUUUAAUACUCGGUAU